AUCACGUGAUAUAUGCUACUUCCAACCCCGAGACGCCAUUUUGGAAGAAAGUUUGGAAUUUUCUGUCACAGGAAGAAAAAGAAGGAUACCAGAAGAAGUUUGAGUCGAAGGAAUACAAAUGUAUUGGCCGAGAAAUUGUACGAGGGAUAUGUUUGCGAAACAGAGUGAAUAAGUCGCGGAGGCACGGGCUGAGUUUACAUGUGCCACUGAACUGGAUUUGCAGUUUGAGUUAUUUUAAAGCCCGCACUGCUUGCAAGCGACGUUGGACACUAAUGCAUGCGUGGAUUGACUGGUUUUAGCCGACUGAACACGCGUUUCUCUACUUUGUAUGGAUUUUAACGGGCAUUCGGACCUAGUUAGAAAAAUACCAACCAUUGCAUAUGUGGUGUCGUGGAGUCACCUCUUCGCCGCUGUCAGGUUCAAGAAGAGCAGCUGUCAACUAGCUAUCUGGUCGUUGGUGCUGGUUGCGUUUUUAGUGUGGACCCGAACGCCCACUCUGUAAUGUUACUGUCGUUUCUCUUUUUGUAUCACAGUAACGUAUUUUCCUUGAUAGUUCGUGGGCAAAAUUAAAACGUAACUUGUGGUUUCAUUGUAGAGAUUUGCAUACCCCUUGGAUACCAGGAGAGUGAAAGUGUUCUAUUCUAUCGCGUGUUCUAAAAACACUUAUCUGCGCGCGACUGGUGAUAUAGUUAGCUGGCUAGCAAGCUACAUAUUGUCUCGAGACAGCCUAAUCAUGCCAGUACGAAAGAAAGAUGCACAGCGAGCCCUGUCACUCCUGGAGGAAUAUCGCACUAAACUUAACCACACUGAGGACUGGCAACUGAGACUCUCCAUCCAGAGGGUCAUCGACAUCUUCCAGAGUAACCUUUUCCAGGCGCUCAUAGAUAUCCAGGAAUUUUACGAAGUGACCUUAUUGGAUAAUCAGAAAGGUGUGGAGUCCCCGAAGGCGUCGGAGCCCAUGCCACCGGUCAACCUGUGGGAUUUCUCUAGCUUCCAAAGCACAACGGUGACCUCAGACACUCUGCCAAGCCUUAGCACCAGCAUAGAGAAAUACAGGCACCACGAUGAGGACACAUCCCCCCAGGAGCAGAGCUCCCCCCAGCUCACUGACGAGGGCCCCGGCCCCGAGCUGGUCCAGGUGGCCGAGAAGAACCUUUCCCAGAUCGAGAAUGUCCACGGCUACGUGUCCCACGCGCACAUCUCACCCAUGAAGGUAGCUUCUCUGGAAUGCAUCUUUGACGGGCCGUCCACUUUAGGGCAGCAGGAGCUCCCUCCCCCCUUGCCCACCGCCCCAUACUCCCAAAGCCAUGAGGCAUCCCUCCUUCCCACCUGCUCCUCCUCAACCACCUACCCCCAAAGCCAGGCGCCGUUCCAGGCGAACCCUCCCCCUGUUGUGGUCAAUACAGACAGUUUGGACACGCCUCCAUAUGUAAACGGGACAGAAGCGGAUUAUGAAUAUGAAGAGAUCACGCUCGAACGGGGUAACUCUGGGCUGGGUUUCAGUAUCGCGGGGGGAACGGACAACCCCCACAUCGGUGAAGACCCCAGCAUCUUCAUCACCAAGGUCAUCCCUGGGGGGGCGGCGGCCCAGGACGGACGACUCCGGGUCAACGACGUCAUCCUGCGGGUGAACGAGGCGGACGUGCGGGACGUGACCCACAGCCGGGCGGUGGAAGCUCUGAAGGAGGCCGGGUCGCUGGUGCGCCUCUACGUCCGCCGGAGGAAGCCCGUCUCCGAGAAGGUGAUGGAGAUCAAGCUAGUGAAAGGACCCAAAGGUCUUGGUUUCAGUAUAGCAGGGGGAGUGGGGAACCAGCACAUCCCAGGGGACAACAGCAUCUACGUCACCAAAAUCAUCGAAGGAGGAGCUGCGCACAAAGACGGGAGGCUACAGAUAGGGGACAAACUUCUGGCUGUGAACAGUGCUUGCCUUGAGGAGGUGAGCCACGAACACGCUGUGACUGCCUUGAAAAACACUCCCGACGUGGUCUACUUGAAAGUGGCAAAACCCAACAGUGUCUUCAUGAAUGACAGUUUCGCCCCGCCUGACAUCACCAACUCCUACUCCCAACACAUGGAGAACCAUAUCAGCCCUCCCAGCUACCUGGGCCAGCCCCUUCCCCCAGUGGCCCCGUCAGGACGCUACUCGCCCACCCCAAAAAGCAUGCUGGGAGAAGAUGUCACCAGAGAGCCCAGGAAGGUGGUGCUCCACAGAGGGGCGACGGGCCUGGGCUUCAACAUAGUGGGUGGAGAGGACGGAGAGGGCAUCUUCAUCUCCUUCAUCCUGGCAGGGGGACCUGCAGACCUGUGUGGCGAGCUGAGGAAAGGAGACCGCCUCGUCUCUGUGAACGGGGUGGACCUCCGCAGCGCCACUCACGAGCAGGCGGCGGCGGCGCUGAAAAAUGCUGGGCAGACAGUCACCAUCGUGGCCCACUACAGACCAGAGGAGUACAGUCGGUUUGAAGCCAAGAUCCACGACCUGCGAGAACAGAUGAUGAACAGCAGCAUCAGCUCGGGGUCGGGCUCGCUGCGGACCAGCCAGAAGAGGUCACUCUACGUUAGAGCCCUAUUCGACUAUGACAAGACAAAGGACUCAGGGCUCCCCUCUCAGGGGCUCAACUUUAAAUUCGGGGACAUCCUGCAUGUGGUGAACGCCUCAGACGACGAGUGGUGGCAGGCGCGGCAGGUGACCCCGGAGGGCGAGGCCGAGGAAGUGGGUGUCAUCCCCAGCAAGAGAAGGGUGGAGAAGAAAGAGAGGGCGCGGCUAAAGACGGUCAAGUUCAACUCCAAGUCGCGAGACAGAGGGCAGUCAAUCAAUGACAAGCGUAAAAAGAACCUAUUUUCCCGAAAGUUCCCUUUCUACAACAAGGAUGCAAGCGAGCAGGAAACGAGCGAUGUUGACCAACACGUCACUUCCAAUGCCAGCGAUAGUGAAAGUAGUUACCGUGGUCAAGAGGAGUACGUGCUGUCCUACGAGCCAGUCAGUCAACAGGAAGUGAACUACACCCGUCCAGUGAUUAUUCUCGGUCCCAUGAAGGAUCGGGUAAACGACGACCUGAUAUCGGAGUUCCCCGACAAAUUUGGGUCCUGUGUACCCCACACAACCAGACCUAAGCGGGACUAUGAGGUGGAUACCAGGGACUACCACUUUGUGGUGUCCAGGGAGCAGAUGGAGAAGGACAUCCAGGACCACAAGUUUAUCGAGGCAGGCCAGUACAACAACCACCUGUACGGGACCAGCGUGCAGUCGGUGCGUGAGGUGGCAGAGAAGGGCAAACACUGCAUCCUGGAUGUGUCGGGCAACGCCAUCAAGAGGCUGCAGCUGGCCCAGCUCCAUCCCAUCGCCGUUUUCAUCAAACCCAAGUCCGUGGAGAACAUCAUGGAGAUGAAUAAGAGGCUGACGGAGGAGCAGGGCAGGAAGACCUUUGACAGAGCCGCCAAGCUGGAGCAGGAGUUCACCGAGCAUUUUACAGCCAUCGUUCAAGGAGACACCUUGGAGGAGAUCUACGAGCAAGUCAAGCAGAUCAUAGAGGAACAGUCUGGCCCGUUCAUAUGGGUGCUAUCCAAGGAGAAAUUAUGAAGAGGUCACAACACUUUCUACUCCCCCGUCGUCCUCCUCUCCUUUUUAUUUAUGAUUUAUGCCCUGUUCUGCUGAAACUGGCAACACUACCCUACUAUCUCCCAAACGGUCCGAACCUUAUCACCCCCUUCUUCCUCAAUCCCCCUCCUCUGCCAGGCUUCUCUCAUGACCUAAGUCUUCGGUCCCACUGACCGAGAAGUGACAGUGAUGGCCAGUGAUGACAACAACAAAUAGCCAGAGCGGCAGAUGAUGUUGUUAAAACGGUACAGUUCCUUAAUGCUUAAAGGAGGUGACUUUCUACGAAGAAAGGAAAGUGAAACAACGUUUAAGUGACUCGCGGCUUAAAGGUACCUCCUUUUUAAGUCUAGUUUUUUUUUCCGAAUCGAAGAAGAAGGAAGGAAGCAUUAGGUUAUAAGUAGCGGAAACACAAAGCAAAACUUUGCACGUGAUAGCUUUAACAGCAUGUCUUUUUAUUACCUUUUUCCACUUUCUUUUACCCCCCAAUCUUCAUCCUUCAGCAAAUUUAUCAUAGUACUCUUCUUCUUUUUUUUUUUUACACAGUUGUAUUCACUUUUCCCCCCGCUCCUUACCAGUGUAUCCAUGUUAGAAAGCCAUUGGAUUUUGUGUCUUUGAGCGGCACACAGAUGUUUCUUGUGCGGCACUUGAUUGAACAGGGUUCUUCAACUCAAGUCCUGGAGGGUAGAGUGUGUGUAGUGUGUCCAUUCAAAGGGUUUUACUCUGACCUCUGCUCUUAACAAGAACUGUGUGACGGAAACAGCAUUACUGUUUGUACGGUUGUAAUUCUUUUAGCAAAGAUAUCAUUUGCAUCCUACAUGAGUGUUUGAUUUCUGGACUAAUAUUGACAUUUUCAGGAGCAAAAUGUGAUAUUGCUCCUACUAAAACACAUAGUGCCCUCUAGAACUUGAGUUUGAGAUCAGUGUAAGAACUAUGGAGAGUUUUUAAGCUGUGUCUUGCUGUUUAAAUGACCAUCUUUGAUCGUUUGAAUUGUUUUUGAGAGUCCUUUUACAGAUGCGAAAGUAAGGAACUGCCAUUUUUAGGUGUCCUUAGGUUUGUCAGCAAAUUGCAAAUGCAAAAAUGUAACAACUUUAUUGUACAAUGAGAUUUUAACAUAUAUUUAACCCUCCGUAAACUGCCUAUUUUGUUAUAAUAAAAGUCUAUAUUGAACUUUA
Messenger RNA from Coregonus clupeaformis (lake whitefish), 4767 nucleotides. RefSeq names its product discs large MAGUK scaffold protein 1b (gene dlg1b). The transcript is spliced from 25 exons. The record is from RefSeq and is a predicted model, not a curated record. Lineage: Eukaryota; Metazoa; Chordata; Actinopteri; Salmoniformes; Salmonidae. Gene Ontology annotation, cellular component: neuron projection; neuromuscular junction; postsynaptic density membrane. The coding region runs from base 734 to 3577 and encodes 947 amino acids. Gene Ontology annotation, molecular function: kinase binding. Gene Ontology annotation, biological process: neurotransmitter receptor localization to postsynaptic specialization membrane; chemical synaptic transmission.